This is a messenger RNA of Seminavis robusta, 2331 nucleotides long. Lineage: Eukaryota; Bacillariophyta; Bacillariophyceae; Naviculales; Naviculaceae. The record is from the annotation of a GenBank genome assembly.
AUGGGGGCAGGUCCCACUACUACUCGAGCUGAUGAUAACACUCCUUCUUUGGAUGUUGAUACAAGACACUUCGAAAGUCGGUUGGUCCUGACCCAUCGACUGGACGUCUCGGACGAAGAAUACCGACAGCUACCCAAUAAAUUACCAGUCAAGACGGGGUCUCUGCUGUUACCCACGAAAACCAACGAUUGGUUUUCGGCACAAGAUGUUGCUAGAAUAGAAUUUCUGCUGUUGGAUACCCUCAACCACCACCAAGCCAGCCAAAAUCGGGACCAAAAAACACCGCCGAAAGAGGGAGAAAGAAGUCUGUUGGUCGCGAGAUUAUCGUCUGCAAAAGCGGAACCCCAGAGUUUCCUGAGAUUGCUGUCGUCAUCACAAGAAGACGCCAAUGAUGACGAGGUGGUCCAAGUCCACGUUGAAUUGACCUACAGAAUCCUUGGAGUCUGCCAAGGUGCCGGCUGCGCAGAAGCUCUCCAAGAAGAGCAUCAAGAUGACAUUCUGAUGACUCUGGGGUUUCUAUCCGGUAGUAGUAGUCACCCAGCAGCAGCGCCACGACAGGACGAUCCAGCCACGAAUCACGCAGCAAGACGGUUGCGAGGACAAGGACUGGGCCUAGUAGAAGUGGAAGGACUGGGCCUGGAAGAAGCGGAAAGUUCAAUGACCAGCAACAGUGGAUAUCGGGACUUACAAGAGGCCUUGGUUCGGAGGGCGCAGCUGUUGCUUUCCAGACAACAACACAGCCAUCAUGCUACACCAAAAGGAGGAUCCUGUGAUGGCCAUAGAAAAGAGUCUAGUGCUUGCCUGCAGAAGAAGAAGAGGUCCACAUGGGAUCUUCUACAAGACAUCACAUCCAUCCAACCGUCCAAGAGGAAACACAGAAACCUGCAGAAUGAAGAGGAAGACCUGAUUGAUGUGGUCGAAGUUGUUUGUGAUCCACUGGUACAGCAACUGGAAACAGCUGUUGCCAUAGAUCUGCCGGGAGACUGGAGUGCUUUGAUUCAAAGCAAUAGGACCCUUGCCACCGGUGAUGUCAAUGUUACCAUGACAGCUUCUGCCCUCCUUGAAGGAGCCUUUGUGCGCACAUUCAAUCACAUCAUUUUUCCUCUCUGUGACUGGCCCCAUUUCCGCAAGGUCUGGGGAGCAGAACCCCUCACAACAGCAUUUGAUCCCUUUGGAAAUGUCACCUCAGUGACUUUUGAGGUACUUGCUGAAUGCAGGAAUUGUGGAUAUGGAACUCCUCUGUUCCACUCCUACAAUGAUACAAACACCACUGCUGUGUUGAUACCACUCAGCACCUCAACAGUUCGAACUCGACCAUCAAGCUUGGUCCGUCAAGAGUUUGGAUUGACAAAUGAAGGCUGUCUCUGUCCUAGACCAGAUGACACUACCGAAUUCCGUGCUCCCACCUUCGAUGAAUUUGUGGGAGCUUUCAUGUCGGAAGUUGCCAAGAUCCACCUUCCUCCGGUGGACGACAUGGAGCUACAAGAGGUGCCAUGUACCUCAGAUGUCACCGAGUUUACUACUUAUGUGUACGUUGACUUCCAGAUGAACCGCAGCAGUGAUUUUCUGACACUAUCAGAGCAAGAUCGAAUGGUGUUGGAGAACAGCUUCAAGAAUCUUUACAACCAGCUCUCCUUCCAGUCUUGUGAUCCAUAUUUUCGAAGUGUCUCAGAGGCCCAACUGGAGCUUAACACAAACACUGCCCUUGUUCGGCGGCGGCUGCAGCAACAGUUGGAUCUCAACCUUGCCUUUGUGGGCAACUCAACAAACACUAGCAACUACAACCAAACAACCGCAGUCCCCCCUCACAAGAACCCCAAUCACACAUCAACCCCCCUGUUACGAGCAACAACUGGGUCUAUCUUUGCAGUCACAGGCCAAUGCAGAGGAUGCCCAGUGACCAGCAAAGGGAAUUUCUUGCUGUUUGAUGACACCAUUCGUCGACGAUCACUCCUGUCUGAUGAUAACCACCAGAAUGCUCUCCCCUUGGCUGUACUGGAACGGAAUCUACAGGGUGGCAGUUCUUUGUGUCUCUGCCCUCCGGCAGGACAACGGAUAGAGGACCUUUCAAAGGCUGAUUUUUUGAACUAUUUUGACGAAGAGGUUGCGCAGUUACAGUAUGAUGGUGUGUUGGAAACAGUCACUGGAGUGGAAAAUCUCCAAGAGGGACAAGAUGUGGAUUGUGCAGAGGAGGUCAGGACCUUUACUACUACUGUCUUUGUGGACAUCAGUGUCAAUAUUGAUAAGAUUGGACUGUCAUUGAUGCUAGGCUGGAGGAGCAAGAUGCCACACCAUGGUACAAUGGCAGAAGGCUUCAAGAAAUGCCACUGA